AAGCCAUUGUUGUUGUUAUCCACAACACAACACAAGGCGUAGAGUGAUCGUUUCGUGAAUGUGACCGUUCUUCUCAUCUCUCUCAACUCAAUGGCAACCUCUUUCUCUCAAACAACACCACUCCGUUCCAUUUUCCAACCACCCCAAAACAUCUCCAAACCCAUUCUUCUCUCUCUUUCAGAAUCCUCCUCUUACAGCUUCAAACGCUCUUCAACCUAUGUCACUCUUAAGCUCCCUCGAAGCCUCACACUCUCUAAAGGCUUGUCCACUUUGCAAAGAAGAAAGAGAAUUGUGAGGGCUGCUACUAUUGAAGAAAUUGAAGCUGAAAAAUCAGCUAUUGAGACAAAUGUGAAAAGCAGGAUGGAAAGUACUCUUGAAAAUGUUCGGACUAAUUUCGGUUCCAUAAGAACUGGGAGAGCAACCCCUUCUAUGCUUGACAAAAUUGAGGUGGAAUACUAUGGAUCACCAGUUGGUUUGAAGACCAUUGCUCAAAUAAGCACUCCUGAUGCCAGUUCGCUUUUGGUGCAGCCAUAUGACAAAUCAAGCUUGAAGGCAAUUGAGAAAGCCAUAGUUAACUCUGAUGUUGGUAUGACUCCAAAUAAUGAUGGAGAAGUGAUACGGUUGAGUAUCCCUCAGUUGACAUCUGACCGACGAAAGGAACUAACAAAGAUAGUGGCUAAACAAGCUGAAGAAGGGAAGGUGGCGUUGAGGAACAUAAGAAGAGAUGCUUUGAAAGCUUAUGAAAAACUUGAAAAGGAUAAAAAGCUCUCGGAAGAUAAUGUGAAGGAUUUGUCUAGCGACUUGCAGAAGCUGACAGAUGAUUACAUAAAGAAGGUUGAUGCCAUCUACAAACAGAAAGAAAAGGAGUUGCUGACUGUUUGAUCCUUUGGUACAAAAAAGUAAUCUUACUUGAGGUCUAUCUAAAGGAGGUCAAAUUGUGUUUACUUUGCGUAGUUUUUGUUGUUGAUAUAAGCUAAGUUUGAUUAUUGAUGUAUUUGUUUAUUUGUUAUACGGAAGACAACUUUUUCUGUUAAAUAUAAUGCUUUUUCAAAUAGAAAAGGUGAGUUCAUGCAUA
This is a messenger RNA of Trifolium pratense (red clover), 1075 nucleotides long. RefSeq names its product ribosome-recycling factor, chloroplastic-like. NCBI's taxonomy places the organism in Eukaryota, Viridiplantae, Streptophyta, Magnoliopsida, Fabales, Fabaceae. The coding region runs from base 91 to 882 and encodes 263 amino acids. Gene Ontology annotation, biological process: plastid translation. The record is from RefSeq and is a predicted model, not a curated record. The transcript has 11 exons. Gene Ontology annotation, cellular component: chloroplast. Gene Ontology annotation, molecular function: ribosomal large subunit binding.